Messenger RNA from Dendronephthya gigantea, 1273 nucleotides. RefSeq names its product phosphoserine phosphatase-like. The record is from RefSeq and is a predicted model, not a curated record. NCBI's taxonomy places the organism in Eukaryota, Metazoa, Cnidaria, Anthozoa, Malacalcyonacea, Nephtheidae. Gene Ontology annotation, molecular function: magnesium ion binding; L-phosphoserine phosphatase activity. Gene Ontology annotation, biological process: L-serine biosynthetic process; dephosphorylation. Gene Ontology annotation, cellular component: cytoplasm.
UACAAAAUCAUUUGCACUGCAUAGAUCUUCCGAGAAGGUGCUGCAGAAAGUCUUGCCAGAAACUAUUUAUUUUCGUCUCAAAGACGAAUCAUUCUUUAGCUUUUUGUUUGUGUCAUCUUGAAUUCCUUUUGGUUAAACCGGGAGUUUUUGAAUACAUAUAUAUAUACACUAAAAAUGCCGCCAAAUACGAGGAAAUAUUUGGAGACGCUUUCGCAGGACGAUCUGAAAGAAAUUUGGAGGACAGCAGAUUGUGUUUGCUUCGAUGUAGACAGCACUGUUGUCAAAGAGGAAGGCAUUGAUGAAUUAGCGGAGUUUUGUGGAGUUGGUGAUGCUGUAAGGCAGUGGACACUUCAAGCGAUGGGUGGAAAUAUACGAUUUAGAACAGCGCUUGAAACAAGACUAAAUAUGUGUAAUCCAACGUUAGAACAGCUAGAACAAUACAGAAAGGACAAGCCAUUGACAUUAACACCUGGAGUUAAGGAAUUAAUUGCAUAUUUACAUAGAGAAAGGAUUCCAGUAUUUUUGAUCAGUGGUGGGUUCAAACAGCUGAAUGUGCCGCUUGCUCAUCGCUUGGGCAUUCCUUCGGAGAAUGUGUAUUCUGUUGAACUUUUGUUUGACGCUGAUGGUCGAUAUCAUGGAUUCAAUAAGAAUAAUCUAACUUCGGAUUCUGGUGGAAAAACAAAAGUGGUGCAGCGUUUGAAGGAUAAAUAUGGAUUUAAAAGGCUGGUUAUGAUUGGUGAUGGUGCAACAGACAUGGAAACCUGUCCACCAGCUGAUGCAUUCAUUGGUUUUGGAGGAAAUGUUAUUCGAGAAAAAGUGAGGGAGAACUCACCAUGGUUUGUCACAAGCUUCCAAGAGCUCCUAGAUGAACUAAAAGUUACCAAUUGAACAUUUUUUACAGUCAAGCUUCAUUCAAAAUGUUGGUAGUUUUUUUAACUUGUUUGUGAAGUGGUAAGGGUUAAUUUAAUACCAGAGAAUGUUGAUCUCACAAAAGAAUCAUCUGGUGUUCAGAUAUUUUAUAAAUUAUUCUUGUAUGUAGGAAAUUAGGUCAUAUCAUAUGAGUUAUUUAUUUAAAAGAGCUUUCAUACAGUAUUUCAUAUAAUCAUAUUUGAAAUUCGUUUAAGAUGAAUAAGUAUAUUAUACACUAGUUUAGAAGUAAUAUUCUUGAACUGCAAAUUAAUGAUUUAUAUUAGUUUGAAAGUAGUUUGACGUGAAUGUAUGAUCCUGUACAUUCGAAGGUUAACUGUGUAGUGGAUAAGAGGUGAUAACUUGU